Bolinopsis microptera is the source of this 1705-nucleotide messenger RNA. RefSeq lists its product as uncharacterized. Gene Ontology annotation, biological process: lipid metabolic process. The coding region runs from base 54 to 971 and encodes 305 amino acids. Lineage: Eukaryota; Metazoa; Ctenophora; Tentaculata; Lobata; Bolinopsidae. Gene Ontology annotation, molecular function: oxidoreductase activity, acting on the CH-CH group of donors. The record is from RefSeq and is a predicted model, not a curated record. The transcript has a single exon. Gene Ontology annotation, cellular component: membrane.
AAGGUACAACUAUGACAAAGCCUUGAAAGAAAGAGUAUAAAAAGCCUGAUGGUAUGGCUGGACUAAGUUUGUUCCUCGUAACCCUGAUCAUUGACUUUGGCUUGCAAUUUGUGUUUGGUGUGCUGUCCAUCGUGUUAAAGUCAGAAAAGUUCUACGAUUUGAUUGGCGGAUUAACUCACAUCCUCUGUUCUAUAGUUGGUGUGUUCUAUGACUGGAAUGUAGCUGUGAAAAUAUCUUUUGAGGCAAAGCUUAUACAAGCACUGUGUAUUUGUUGUUGGGCUGGCAAGUUGGGUAGUUUCUUACUCUACAGGGUGAUAAAAGCAGGGGGUGAUAAAAGAUUUGAUAGUGUAAGGAAAUCCCCAAUUAAGCUCCUGAUAGCAUGGUUUCUCCAAGGACUGUGGGUCUACAUGAACAUCCUUCCUUCACUUUUCAUGUGGGCAACAACCAAGAAAGACAUGACUUUCGUAAGCGUUAUCGGUUGGGUUGUUUUCCUCUUUGGUCUCCUGUUCGAAACUGUUGCUGACUACCAGAAAACAGUAUUCCGCAACAACCCAGCCAACAAAGGCAGGUUCAUAACGUCAGGUCUGUGGGGAAUAUCCCGGCACCCCAACUACUUUGGUGAGAUAGUGCUAUGGUACGGGUUAUCCAUAUCUGCUGCACCCUACUUCAGCUCACAAUGGGCCUACUUCACCCUCCUCUGCCCCACUGCAACUGCUCUACAGAUCUGUUUCAUGACAGGUAUUCCUCUGCUAGAGAAGAGUGGGAUGGAGCACUGGGGUAACGAGCCACAGUAUGCGCACUACGUGCACAACACGGGAGUGUUAGUGCCCUGGCUGGUGUGUUGUGAGUGCACGCCGCUGCCUAAUAAGGAGCUGCUGGUGGAUGAGGAGGAGAUACCUCAGCCUAGUAGUGGGGUAAAGGAGGUGGAUAUGGUGGAUGUUGAUCUGGGCGAGGAGAAUGGUGAGGUUUAGUUUGGUAGUUUGUCACGUGUUGCUGUACUUAGUAUUACCUGAGUAGGAUGUCUUGAAUAUUAACAUUUGAAACAGUUGCUUUAUCGGAAUUGCAACUGGCGACUUUAAUGGCUGGAUGUGCUAGUUAGACUAUAUCAUCGACGCAUUGAGACUCUCUGAAUUAUACCCAUAAAUCUAUUGAGCUACUGCUAAUCAUUCUAUUACGCCAUACCAGUUGAAUAUCAUCUUAUUGAUAACUAAUAAAGUGAGAACACGUCAUCCUUGUAAACGAUUGUCAUUCAGAAACUGCAUAAUAUUAUAUUUUACAUAAUAUUAUAUUUUACAUAAUAUUUUGUGUAUAAAACAGGUCAGCUCGGUGAAUGUAGUUUAAUUGUCUAAUAUGUGUGUAUAGUAGGUUUAGUAUCUUUGUAGAAUGUAGAAUUUAGAAUGUAGAAUCAGGGUUUCGUUUACUUUACCUAUAGUGUUGAUUUUGUGAGUUUUCUGAAUAUUUUAAUAGUUUAUUAUAGUUGGUUUUAGAAGUCUUUUCUUUUUUUUGAGUAUCUAUUGUAUAUUUAUAAAUUAAUAAAGUAUUUUCUUUAAUUUAUAUUUCACUAGUCAAAUGUUAUUAAUAUGUAUAUCGUUUUUAUUAUCGCAGAGGAAUUUAUUAUGGGUUUCUUUUCUUUAAUUUUUGCACGAAAAUUGUAUUUCUAAUUUGAAUAUAAACUGUAGAGUGUUGUAUACAGACUUAUUUGUUU